Molecule: messenger RNA, 1404 nt
Organism: Acromyrmex echinatior (Panamanian leafcutter ant)
Lineage: Eukaryota; Metazoa; Arthropoda; Insecta; Hymenoptera; Formicidae
Biological process (GO): L-threonine catabolic process; glycine biosynthetic process
Cellular component (GO): cytosol
Molecular function (GO): L-allo-threonine aldolase activity
Source: RefSeq, a predicted model, not a curated record
UUCCGCAUUUUAUCUUUCUAUUAAUAUGUGAACGCAUCAUAAAUAUUGUAAACGAUAGCGUAGUUUUUCUUUCGUGUUUAUAUCAUGAUAUUACUACGCAUAGAUGUAGAUAUACAGUCAUAUAUAAGCGCGGCGUCUCACGAAAGCAAACUCAGUUAACUCAACACACGUCGACCAACGCUGAUCACAGUUAGUAAUAGCCAGCAGGAUGUCGUACGGCGCGGUAAAUGAAGGCAUUCAUGAUUAUGCGAAGCAGAAUAAUUCCAUUAUAGUUGAUCUACGAAGCGACACGCUUACGAAACCAACUAACGCAAUGAGAAAAGCUAUGUAUGAAGCGCAAGUUGGAGAUGAUGUUUUUGAAGAAGACCCUACAGUAAAAGAAUUACAAAAAAAGGCUGCGACAUUGAUUGGAAAGGAAGAUGCACUUUUCGUUAGUUCUGGUACGAUGGGAAAUUUGAUCGCUGUUAUGAAUCAUUGCGAUGUACGUGGCAGCGAAGUGUACUGCGGAAACAAAUCGCAUGUGUUUCUUCAUGAACAAGCUGGUGCGGCGCAGAUAGCUGGUGUGAGCUUUCAUAUCUUGCCUAACAACGAUGACGGUACGUUCGAUCUAAAGACACUCGAGAGUGCGAUUCGCGUGGAUCGGAUACAUGAACCGGUCUCGAAGCUAAUCAUAGUAGAAAACACAAUAAAUGGAAAGAUCGUACCUCAAUCAUGGAUCGAAAAAUUGGCGGUAAUAGCGAAAAAGUAUAAUCUUAAGAUGCAUUUGGAUGGCGCUCGACUGUGGAAUGCCUCGAUUGCGUCGGAGAUCUCGGCGAAGGAUUUAGUCACUCCAUUUGAUUCGGUUAGUUUUUGUUUGAGCAAAGGAUUGGGUGCUCCUGUCGGAUCCAUGCUCUGCGGAAGCAAGAGCUUCAUCGUUAACGCGAGAAGAAGGCGCAAGGUACUAGGUGGUGCAAUGCGACAGGUCGGCGUGAUCGCGGCGGCUGGACUCAUCGCUCUAGAGACAAUACCACGACUAGUAGAGGAUCAUAGAAGAGCAUGGAUUAUCGCGGAGACGAUCAAUCAGUUGAAUUCUAAAAUAUUUACUGUAAAUAUGAAGACCGUGCACACCAACAUGGUAUUCGUGAAUGUGAAUACUGACAGCGGCAUUUCCGCUGCGACUCUCAUGAAGAGGCUCCAACAAGUGAACGACAAAGUGGAUGAUCCCUGUGAAGACGAUAAGAUUUUAAUCAGAUGUCUGGCUCUCACAGAAAAUUUGCUUAGAAUUGUUCUUCAUUACGAUAUCGAUGAUACGAUGAUCCAUAAUGCUAAGCGUAAAUUAAAAUAUGUCAUCAAGGAAUUGGAUCCCCAAGUAACAAUUUAAAUUUUUGACGAAGUUCUUUAAAAGCAAUAAAUUAAGAAACCUUA